UCACUCCUUCUGGAUUUUUCCUCCUCACUCUUCCUCUUUCCUGAAGUGGCAGAAAGUUCUGGAAAAGUGAAAAAGGCGGUGCUUGUGUACAGAUAAGGGUCUAUAUUCUCCCAGGAAGAGGCAGAGAAAGAGAAGGUCUUUGAGAGAGUGUGACAACUGUGAUACUUUUGCUUCCACAAGACCAGCAUGGCUCUUCUAUGUUACAACAGAGGCUGCGGAAACCGGUAUGAUGAGGCCCAGAACGCAGACGAUGCCUGUCUCUAUCACCCAGGGGUGCCUAUCUUCCAUGAUGCGCUAAAGGGUUGGUCAUGCUGCAAGAAGAGGACCACUGACUUUUCCGAGUUCCUGUCAAUCAAGGGGUGCACCCAUGGACUGCAUAGCAACCAGAAACCCGAAGAGCCCCUGCGGCCGGAGGUGACUUCAGACAAGGGGAACCUACAGCACAGCACAGGAGAGGAGGUCAUCUACCAGGGUCCCAAGUCUGCAGAGGCCCUGGAGAAGGAGAGGCCCAGCUCAGAUGAGCCCAAGUCCAAACUGCAAAUGAAGGUAUCCCCCUCCCUGGCGCAGGUGCUAGAGAAACUCGACAUCAGCAACAAAGAGGAAGCAAAAAAGAAAGAGAGUCAGGCUGUUAUGCUUGGGACGAAGUGCAAGAACGCAGGCUGCAAAACACUGUACCAGGGCCCAGAGACAAACGCAGAGACCUGCAUUCAUCACCCGGGAGUCCCUGUGUUUCAUGAAGGGUAUAAGUACUGGAGCUGCUGCUGCAUACAGACCAUUGACUUCAACGCCUUCCUGGACCAGAAGGGCUGCACCACGGGCAAGCACCUCUGGGUCCCCAAACAGGACAAGAAGAAGGUGGCAUGCCGGCAUGACUGGCACCAGACCGGUAACCAGGUGGUGGUCACCCUGUACGCCAAGAACGCCAGCCCCGAGCAGUCCACCAUCGAGGCCAAUCGCACUGUGUUGUCGAUUCGUUUGCAGUUUGAGAACGAUAAGGUUUUCCACAGGGACUUCCACCUCUGGGGGGUAGUGGACGUGCCCCACAGCUUCGUCAGCAUGGUGCCGUCCAAGGUGGAGGUGACCCUGCGGAAGGCUGAUGCGGUGGCCUGGGGGAAGCUGGAGGACCCCCGCUUCAAGCCAGAGCCACAGCCCGAGACCCUGGAGGACAGCGUCUUCGAGACGCAGGACACGCAGGACACGCAGCCCGACUGGGACAUCGACGACGACGACAUCAGCGAGUCCGACGACGAGGACUUGUUGCCCCCACCCGAGGAGACAGCCCCGUCCGAGGAGUUGCCCCCACUCAAUUGAAGAGCCAACCGUCGCCGCUGGGUGGUGUCGUCCCUGCCAUAGGGAAUGCUAGCAUUUUUAUGAAUGUUUUAAUUUAUAUGACUUUGUUACAGUGAGGCACAUCUAUACAUAGCUAUAUGAAGAGGAGAAGGACCCUGUUCAUUAGCUUGCAUACUAUUAGACUGACUAUGAAUUAGUUACAGCGAGACAGAAUCUUAUGAUGAUGCAGGACAGAUGCACAAACUGCCCCAUCCCAGUGCAAUUAAUUACUGAGAUUGCCAACAAGUAUGGCUUGAUGCAGAAACCGAUAUGUCACAAGUACACACAGCAGAGCUGUAAAUUUCUAUAAUCCUGUGGGAGAUAAGCUAUUCAUUCUUGCCU
Molecule: messenger RNA, 1671 nt
Organism: Megalops cyprinoides (Indo-Pacific tarpon)
Lineage: Eukaryota; Metazoa; Chordata; Actinopteri; Elopiformes; Megalopidae
Exons: 11
Coding region: 187-1311 (374 amino acids)
Source: RefSeq, a predicted model, not a curated record